Molecule: messenger RNA, 1443 nt
Organism: Elephantulus edwardii (Cape elephant shrew)
Lineage: Eukaryota; Metazoa; Chordata; Mammalia; Macroscelidea; Macroscelididae
Gene: CTSF
Product: cathepsin F
Exons: 13
Cellular component (GO): lysosome
Molecular function (GO): cysteine-type endopeptidase activity
Source: RefSeq, a predicted model, not a curated record
AUGGCGCACUGGCUGCUGCUGCUAUCGCUGCUGGGGCUGCUCCCGGGCGCUGCCUUCGCCCCCGCGCCGGCCUCGGGGCCGCCACCCCCGGAGCUGCUGAAGCCGGCCCGCUUCGCUCUAAGGAUGUACAACCAAGGCCGGGCUGCGGGGACAGAGGCUUCGCUGGGGACUGUCCGAGGGCGCAUCCGCCGGGCGGGCCUUGGGUCCUUGUACUCCCUCGAAAUGACCUUGGAGGAACAACCGUGCAAGCUCUCAGUGUGCCGGCUCCCGCUGUCCAAGAGGACCCUGCUCUGCAGCUUCGAGGUCCUGGAUGAGCUAGGCAAACACAUGCUACUGAGACGGGACUGUGAACCAGUGAAUACCAAGGUUUCAGGUGCUGGGAUAGCCCGGGGAUGCUGGCAUGGGGGGGAGGGGGACGGCCUGCUCCAACCCUGAUGCCCUGUUUUUUCCUACCCAGACAAUGUGAACGAGUCCAUGAAUUACAGCAUGCCACCCUUGAACCCACACUCCCUGCCUCAGGACUUUUCUGUGAAGAUCGAGUCACUCUUCAAGGACUUUGUCAUCACUUAUAACCGCACAUACGAGUCACAGGAAGAGGCCAAGUGGCGCAUGUCUGUCUUUGCCAACAACAUGAUCCUGGCACAGAAAAUCCAGGCCCUGGACCGUGGCACAGCUCAGUAUGGGGUGACCAAGUUCAGUGACCUCACAGAGGAGGAGUUCCGCACCAUCUACCUGAAUCCCCUCCUGAGAAAGAAACCUCAAAACAAGAUGCGCCUCGCCAGGGCCCCCAUGCAGCCUGCACCUCCUGAAUGGGACUGGAGGAAGAAGGGUGCUGUCACCAAAGUCAAGGACCAGGGCAUGUGCGGCUCCUGCUGGGCCUUCUCUGUGACUGGCAAUGUGGAGGGCCAGUGGUUCCUGAACCGUGGGACCCUGCUCUCCCUCUCUGAGCAGGAGCUCUUGGACUGUGACAAGCUGGACAAGGCAUGCAUGGGCGGCAUGCCGGCCAACGCCUACGCAGCAAUAAGGACUCUGGGAGGGCUGGAGACGGAGGAAGACUACAGCUACCACGCCCACGUGCAGGCCUGCAGCUUCUCUGAGAAGAAGGCCAGAGUGUAUAUCAACGACUCGGUGGAGCUGAGUCAGAAUGAGCACAAGCUGGCGGCCUGGCUGGCCAGCAAAGGCCCGAUCUCUGUUGCCAUCAACGCCUUUGGCAUGCAGUUCUACCGCCAUGGGGUUGCCCACCCUCUGCGGCCCCUCUGCAGCUCUUGGCUCAUCGACCAUGCUGUGUUGAUCGUGGGCUAUGGCAACCGCUCUGAAGUCCCCUUCUGGGCCAUCAAGAAUAGCUGGGGCACUGACUGGGGUGAGGAGGGUUACUACUACCUGUAUCGUGGGUCCGGGGCCUGUGGUGUGAACACCAUGGCCAGCUCAGCGGUGGUGGACUGA